Ceraceosorus bombacis is the source of this 288-nucleotide messenger RNA. The record is from the annotation of a GenBank genome assembly. Lineage: Eukaryota; Fungi; Basidiomycota; Exobasidiomycetes; Ceraceosorales; Ceraceosoraceae.
AUGUCGGUUGCCAACGCCGCCAUUUCCACCACCAAGGCGGUCUUCUGUACUCAGAAGGGUGGUCCGGAGAUCAGAGAUUUGGGACAAGCUGCUGCUCAAGCUCCAGAUCUCGGAGAAGAUGAGGUGCUGAUUCGAAAUGUGGCGGUCGCAUCGAAUCCCAAGGGUGAGCGAGGCGCUGGCGGGCGAUGCCAUCGAGGACAAGCGCGAGAUCUUGUGGCUCAUCAUCGCCUUUCCUGUGGCGCAUCUCCUUUGCAGACUGGAAAGUUGCCCGCUGGGGAAUGUUUGAAG